This is a messenger RNA of Pyrus x bretschneideri (Chinese white pear), 1367 nucleotides long. RefSeq names its product ribosomal RNA small subunit methyltransferase, chloroplastic. Gene Ontology annotation, biological process: rRNA methylation. Lineage: Eukaryota; Viridiplantae; Streptophyta; Magnoliopsida; Rosales; Rosaceae. The transcript is spliced from 10 exons. Gene Ontology annotation, cellular component: mitochondrial matrix. The record is from RefSeq and is a predicted model, not a curated record. Gene Ontology annotation, molecular function: rRNA (adenine-N6,N6-)-dimethyltransferase activity. Bases 68 to 1156 code for a protein of 362 amino acids.
AUUUUAUUUCAAAACAUGAAAAAAAUAAAAAUACCAAAAUACCGAAGAUAUUCACUGCCGGCGCACAAUGGCACCCAUGAACUCGGCACCUCUUCUUCUUCGGCAAUCUCUCCCGCCAAUAUCGUCUCCAUUCGAAACUCUGAAACCGAAAACUCCACUGCCAGUGCACAAUAGCACGCUCGGCGCACGAACACCUGCAUAUUCACCUUGUUAUAUAAGAGUUUGCACUGGUAAAACAACCAAAAGAAGUGGAAGUGGAAGUGGAAGAGGAAGCAGAAGAAACCCAGAUGACUACCAUGCCACUCUCACAGCUCUCAACUCCAAAGGCCGAUUUCCCAGAAAAUCCCUCGGCCAGCAUUAUAUGUUGGAUUCUGAGAUCAACGAUGAGCUCACUGCUGCGGCCGAUGUUGGGGAAGGUGAUGUGGUGUUAGAAAUUGGGCCGGGAACAGGUUCUUUGACUAAUACUCUUAUUAGUGCUGGUGCAGUUGUGCUCGCAAUCGAAAAGGAUUCACACAUGGCUACUCUUGUGAGUGAAAGAUUUGUGCAGACUGACCGGUUGAAGGUUUUGAAUGAGGACUUUGUCAAAUGCCACGUUCACUCACAUAUGUCGUCCUUAUUGGGAAGUAUAGAGCCAUCUGGUCCAAAUUCAAGACUUGCAAAAGUAGUCGCUAAUAUACCCUUUAAUAUAAGUACAGAUGUUGUCAAACAACUUCUUCCAAUGGGGGACAUCUUUUCUGAAGUUGUUCUCUUACUCCAGGAGGAGGCAGCUUUGCGCUUGGUGGAACCAUCUUUGCGGACAUCCGAGUACCGGCCCAUCAGUAUCUUCGUCAAUUUCUAUUCAGAUCCUGAAUUCAUAAUGAAGGUCCCAAGGACAAAAUUUUUUCCUCAGCCUAAUGUUGAUGCUGCCAUUGUUAAAUUUAAACUGAAGCAACCUGUAGACUACCCCCCAGUUUCCUCUACUAAAAGCUUCUUCUCAAUGGUCAAUUCUGCUUUUAAUGGGAAACGAAAGAUGUUGCGGAGAUCACUCCAGCACAUAUGCACUCCCAUGGAGAUUGAAAAUGCUUUGGGAACAGUUGGUCGUCGAGCCACGUCAAGACCAGAAGAGCUAUCCACGGAUGAUUUUGUGAAGUUGCACAAUUUGAUCACGAAAGUAUAGUUUUCCCAUUUAUGCCAUUUGAUCACGGAUAAACCACCUUAUUGCCUCGAGUAUUUGACGAUGAACGUUUACCUCAUUCAACUAUAUUUCUCCGGCCGGGACCUAUGCCAUGUUUUCCUUCACCCCCUGGAGAAUUUUACCUACAUUAUCCUUGAAUGUUGUAUACAAACCCAAAGAAAUAACGGAAAAUAAACAUUCAUCUCGUUGGCUU